AUGGAAAACUCCACUGAAUCUGAGACGUUGCUCGACCAUGCAAGUAUUGGUAUCACAGAAGCUGACAAGCGCAUGAAUUCAGCGUUGAGCCUUAAAGAAUACUAUACCGUGUAUAUCAUUGAAACAAAAAUUGACAGUGAGACAUGGGCUGAAACGAAAGGAAUGCAAAAGUUGUCAUUGGCAACCCGACGAUAUACUGACUUUGUGACACUUCACAACCACUUGGGAGAUAAAUACCCUUGGGUUGUCAUACCGCCACUGCCAGAAAAGAAACAAUCUUUCAUGUGGAACAGUGAAGCUGUGUCUGAUACUAUGGACCCAGAUUUUGUUGAUAGAAGACGUGCAGGACUAGAGAGUUUUCUAAAGAGAAUAGCUGGCCAUUCUGAAAUAGGUUAUGAUGAAUGUUUUCUUAAAUUUCUAGGCGAAUGUGAUAAUUGGAUGGAUCUAUCAAAAUCACAUAACAACAUUUUAAAAGAUACAGAGCUCACAAUUAAAACAAUGAAUGCAUCAUUGAGGGGUAGAAAUUCAGAUAAGCGGUUUGAAGCUAUUAAAACAUACAGCAAUAAAUUACAGGGUUCUAUAAAUAAGAUAUUAACAUAUCGAGCAAAACAAGCAGAGCGACUUUACAACGUAGAUAUGAUACAUUUACACUAUGGUAGAAUUUUCAGUGAACUCAGUGCUGUGGACAAUGAUAUUGGUGAUGCAGUUCAGAGAACAGGUCAUUAUAUGGACUCAAUUGCUUCAGCUAUUAGUCCAGCGUUGGAAGACGAAGAGGUUAUUAUGGACCAAUUAAAAGAGUACUUGGCUUUUACGAAUUCUCUCCACACUUUUGUCAAAAAUCAUGAUUCACUACAUUACAACUUAAAUCAGUUAAAUAAUAUGUCAAAUAGUAAAGAAACUAGUGGGAUAAUGUCCAGACUCUUUGGUUAUACUGCAGCUGCAGCUAAUCGUGAUACAGCAGCUAUAGAAGCUUUUGAAAAUAAAAAAAUAGAGGCCAAAGCAAGUUAUUCUGAGUUUGUUGAUAAAUCAUUAGAAAAUUAUAAAGAAUUUGAAAGACAAAAAGACUCAGAUCUUAUGAACAUUCUUAAAGAUUAUGUAGCAUUUCAAACUAAGUAUGCUCAAAAGGGGCUACAAACAUGGAAAAAUAUUUUACAGAGCAUACAAAGUAUUGACUAA
This is a messenger RNA of Macrosiphum euphorbiae (potato aphid), 1176 nucleotides long. Lineage: Eukaryota; Metazoa; Arthropoda; Insecta; Hemiptera; Aphididae. The record is from the annotation of a GenBank genome assembly.